UUGGUUCUAAAUGGAGAAAUUUCUGAUUUUCUUCGUUCUGUUUUGCAUAAUAAGUAAUGGGUUAUGUGAAGAUCAAAAAUCAUCAGAAGCUCCAUGGAGAAUGCAUACAUUGUUUUCAGUAGAAUGUGGAGAUUAUUUUGAUUGGCAAACAGUUGGUCUUGUUCAUAGUUUCAAGAAAUCCAAACAACCAGGGAAACUUACUAGAUUACUUAGUUGUACCGAUGAAGAGAAGAAAACUUAUAAAGGAAUGGAUUUGGCGCCUACAUUUGAAGUUCCAUCUAUGAGUAGCCAUCCCAAAACUGGAGAUUGGUAUCCUGCUAUUAACAAGCCAGCAGGAGUUUUGCACUGGCUUGAACAUAGUGAAGAUGCAAAGAAUGUGGAUUGGGUUGUAAUUUUGGAUGCAGACCAAAUCAUAAGAGGUCCAAUCAUUCCUUGGGAACUUGGUGCAGAGAAGGGCAAGCCUGUUGCCGAGUUAUACGGGUAUUUGAUUGGAUGUGAUAAUAUUCUUGCCAAGUUACACACAAAGCAUCCCGAACUGUGUGACAAGGUCGGUGGGCUCUUGGCCAUGCACAUUGAUGACAUUAAAGCAUUGGCUCCUUUCUGGCUCUCGAAGACAGAGGAAGUACGGGAUGAUCGUGCUCACUGGCCAACCAACUACACCGGUGAUGUUUACGGGUCGGGUUGGAUCAGCGAGAUGUAUGGAUAUUCCUUUGGUGCAGCAGAAGUGGGGCUUCGACACAAGAUACAUACUGAUCUAAUGAUCUAUCCAGGUUAUGUACCACUUCCUGGAGUUGAACCUAUUCUUUUCCACUAUGGCUUGCCAUUUUCAGUCGGAAACUGGUCUUUUACCAAAUUUGAGCACCAUCAAGAUGCGAUUGUUCAUGACUGCAACCGGCUUUUCCCUGAGCCACCAUAUCCUAGAGAGAUUGUAUCCUUGGAAUCUGACGCAAAUAAAAGGCGCGGCCUGUUUCUGAGCAUAGAGUGCAUGAACACCAUAAAUGAGGCACUUGUAUUACACCACGCGUCGCGUGGGUGCUCUAAGCCAAACAGUUCAAAAUAUUUGAGCUUUUUGGAGAGCAAAGCUUUUGCUUUUCUAAGUCGGCCAAGAUAUUUAACUCACGGCAAAGCACAAAAUGCAAAACCUGUGGUACAACAGAAUACAUUUGACAAGCCUGCAAAACCACUUCCAAAGAUCCAUACAGUUUUCUCCACCGAGUGCACCACAUAUUUCGACUGGCAAACCGUAGGAUUUAUGCACAGCUUUCGUUUGAGUGGGCAGCCUGGAAAUAUUACGCGGCUUCUCAGUUGUACAGAUGAAGAUUUGAAGAAAUAUGUUGGUCAUGACCUAGCUCCUACCCAUUAUGUUCCAUCAAUGAGCAAACAUCCUUUGACAGGCGAUUGGUACCCUGCAAUCAAUAAACCUGCAGCUGUUCUUCAUUGGCUUAAUCAUGCAAAUAUCGAUGCCGAAUACAUAGUUAUUCUGGAUACCGACAUGCUAUUAAGAGGGCCAGUCACGCCAUGGGAGUUCAAUGCUGCACGCGGCCAUCCAGUUUCAACACCUUAUGAUUACCUUAUUGGCUGCCACAACGAGCUUGCAAAGCUUCAUACUAGCCAUCCAGAAGCUUGCGAGAAGGUUGGUGGUGUAAUUAUCAUGCACAUAGACGAUCUACGUAAAUUUGCUCUUUUAUGGGUGCACAAAACAGAGGAGGUACGAGCUGACAAAGCUCACUAUUCGAAAGUUUUCACUGGGGAUACUUAUGAAGGAGGGUGGAUUAGCGAGAUGUACGGGUACUCCUUUGCCGCAGCAGAGUUGAACUUGAGGCACGUGAUAAACAAAGAGAUUAUGAUAUAUCCGGGGUAUGCUCCUCAACCAAAUGUUAAGUAUCGGGUGUUCCAUUAUGGAUUGAAAUUUUCUGUUGGAAGUUGGAGUUUUGACAAAGCAAAAUGGAGGGAUGUUGAUAUGGUGAACCAAUGCUGGGCCAAGUUUCCUGAACCACCUAAUCCUUCGACACUGGAUUCUACCAAUGUAGACAUUCUUAGUCGUGAUCAGCUGAGCAUCGAAUGUGGCAGGACUCUGAAUGAAGCUCUUCGUUUGCAUCACAUAAAACGGAACUGUUUGUACCCUGCAAUGAAAGCCCCUCCAACCAAUCUAGAGAUCAUAAAAGAAGUUACAUUUUCACGUAAAAUAGAUGAAAGACAUGACGCGGUAAGAGAUGAUACCUCAGAAAAGGGUCAAGAAUCUACUCUUCCUGUCGUAACAGGUCUCAAUCCCAUAUUUAGUUCUUUCACUUUUCGAAUGGCUGUCCUAUGGGCACUUUUAGUGUUGGGUUUCUUGAUGAUCAUAUCAAUGGUACUUUCGGGCCGAAAAGGAGAAGAAACAAAGAGUAAAGGUAGUCAUCAUAAAAACAAGGAGUAAGGAAGGUGGCCAUUAUAAACAUCCUACAAUUAUACUUCUGAAAUGUGAUGAGGUGGAGGAAAAAUCAGCCUCCCAACUGAAUCCUGCCGAGUAUGGAUGGAUUGGAUUCAAACUCUUGGAAGUUCGUCCGACCAAUAGAAUUUUUUUUUUUGCUGCAUAGCUUCUUGUUUGAAUGUAAGUUGAGCUCAUUUACUAGUUUAGAGAAAUUUCUGUUCCAUUUUUGAAAUUCUAAAUUU
Messenger RNA from Papaver somniferum (opium poppy), 2652 nucleotides. RefSeq names its product peptidyl serine alpha-galactosyltransferase-like. Bases 11 to 2416 code for a protein of 801 amino acids. NCBI's taxonomy places the organism in Eukaryota, Viridiplantae, Streptophyta, Magnoliopsida, Ranunculales, Papaveraceae. Gene Ontology annotation, molecular function: glycosyltransferase activity. The transcript is spliced from 8 exons. The record is from RefSeq and is a predicted model, not a curated record.